CCGUAUAGAUGCGCCUAUUGGUUGGGGAGAGAAGAGAGGGCGUUCCCAAAGCGGCGGCGUGGGUUCGCUUGUGUGACACAAUUACAACAACUUUGAGCCAGUGGUUGGGGGAAGUUUGUGAUAUAACCAAAUACACCCCGUUUAAAGAAAGCUGCACGAGCAGCGUUCCAUGCAUCACACGGCAUUGAAUGCAUACAAUACUUUAUAUGAAAACAAUGUGAAAGGGGAAUGAUGUGGGUUUCUCGUUUUCCUAGAGGAUUUGCAAUUGCUUCUGCAAAUUAAUCCUGGAAAAGUUGGUUUACUUCGUUUAUUUUCGCUCGUUUUUUUAAAAAAAAAAAAUCGGCGGAGUUCCCCGCUUACUUCACCGUUGCGUUUCCAUGAAAUCGUGCGGAGUGUCGCUCGCCGCCGCCGCCUGCGUUUCUGCUCGGAGUCUCGGCGCUGCUGGUGAUGAGGAAAAGAAAAUGGCGGCGGGAAAAGCGAGUGAACCCGAGGAGGACUUUCCGAGGCUGACAGCGCAGGAGAGAGACAGCCUGGCUGCGAUAGACAGUUCACUGUUUGGAUUUCAGAGGCUUCAUGAAGAUGGCGCCAGAACGAAGGCCUUGCUGCUGAAGGCCAUUCGCUGCUACGAAUCUCUAAUCUUGAAAGCUGAAGGAAAAGUGGAUCCUGAGCUGUUCUGCCAGCUUGGUCACUUCAACCUCCUCCUGGAGGACUACCCAAAAGCAUUAUCCGCAUACCAGAGGUACUACAGUUUACAGUCGGACUACUGGAAGAAUGCUGCCUUUUUAUAUGGCCUCGGUAUGGUUUACUUCCAUUACAACGCAUUUCAGUGGGCGAUUAAAGCCUUCCAGGAGGUGCUUUACAUCGACCCCAGCUUCUGUCGGGCCAAGGAGAUCCACCUGCGACUGGGGAUCAUGUUCAAAGUCAACACAGACUACGAGUCAAGCCUGAAGCAUUUUCAGCUGGCUUUGAUUGACUCGAACCCCUGCACUUUGUCCAAAGCUGAAAUUCAGUUUCACAUUGCUCAUUUAUAUGAAAUACAGAAGAAGUACCGUGCUGCAAAAGAGGCAUAUGAGAACAUCCUGCAGACUGAAGAUCUUCCCUCACAGGUGAAGGCCACCACCCUACAACAGUUAGGCUGGAUGCAUCACACUGUAGACCAGCUUGGAGACAAAGCCAGCAAUGACAGCUACGCCAUCCAGUGUCUGCAGAAGUCUCUGGAGGCAGAUCCCAGCUCGGGGCAGUCGUGGUACUUCCUCGGCAGGUGCUACUCCAGUAUUGGGAAGGUACAGGAUGCUUUCAUUUCCUACAGGCAGUCCAUUGACAAGUCGGAGGCCAGUGCAGACACGUGGUGUUCAAUAGGUGUGCUCUACCAGCAACAGAACCAACCCAUGGAUGCCCUGCAGGCCUAUAUUUGCGCCGUGCAGCUGGACCACAGCCACGCGGCCGCAUGGACUGACCUGGGCACGUUGUACGAGUCCUGCAACCAACCCCAAGACGCCAUCAAAUGCUACAUCAAUGCUACACGCAGCAAGUCGUGCAGCAACGCCGCUGCUCUCACCGCUCGCAUCAAGUACUUGCAGGCUCAGUUGUGUAACCAUCCACAAAGUAGUCUACCGAAUAAAAGUAAAAUGCUUCCUAGUAUUGAGGAGGCGUGGAGCCUACCAAUCCCCGCAGAGCUUACCUCCAGGCAGGGCGCCCCGAACCCGGCCCAGCAGGCCUGCAAACCACACCAGAGCGGUGAGGGGAGCCUGGGCCAGCCGCCGGUGCGGCCACCGUCCCAGCCGGAUGGCCGCUCCAGCCCAACCAAGCGGAAAAGGACGUCAAGCCCAGUGAAGAAUACUCCGGACUCCUGGGCAAACAGUCCAGUACAGCAGCAGGUGCCCAACUGGUACCUGAGUCCACAGAAGCUACAGCUCCUGGAUCACCUGCGGACCAACAGGGCAAACCUGAAGCCCAUUCAGCUGCAGAUGUUGGAGCAGCUGGAAGGCCAAUUUGCCCUUAUGCAGCAGCACCAGCAGCAGAUGAGACAUGGGGCUCCUGCACCGGUGCCACCCGUCAUUCCCAACGGCCCCACGGUCAACCCCUCACUGCCUGCUGACCCACUCUCCGCCCCACCCCCCCACACCACCCUGUUCCGGACCUCUAGCGCUCCCCGGCCCACCUGUCCGGGCCAGCCUCUGUCCAACGGGCCUUCUCCGGCGAGCUCCGCCCCCUGUGGCGCUGCGGGCACUAAUCACGUGGUGGCAGCGGCGAGCAACGGAAACGUGCCUUACCUGGAACCAAACGCACUACCUCACAACUGCACAACCCCGACCAGCAGCGCGAACGAGCCGUGGAUGGACCAACAUGUAAACGCCACUCAGGGGCUUCAGAAAGGUCCAGGUUCACAUGCGGCAGGUCCCAAUGGCGAACAGCCUUUCUCUUCCACUGGGGCUUCCAAACAUUCCCAGGCAGCUGGCGCUGGCGCCCACAAUCAGGUUGGACAUCCCACCAUGCCUAGCAGUUCAUCGCCACAGGGGGCCGCUCUCAAUCACCUCUCCUCCCCCCCUCACACUACUACCUCAGGUGGAAAGCAAGGCAUUACCUUAACCAAAGAGAGCAGGCCCUCAGGGGACAGUGCAGCGCCAGGGCCUGACUGCCACAGGCAUUCUGGGGGAACCUCUAACAGCACUGCCACUGUGGAAGGACCCCCCAACCACGUCCAUCAGGCAGCAGGGGACACUGUUCCCAGCCCCAGUCACUUGGAACCCAGGACACCAGUUGUACUUAGUUCAGACAAUCCUCAGCUCUCCGCCUUGCUGGCCGGGAAAGGUGGUGCCGGCGAGAAGGUCAACAAUGUCCACCCAGCCGUCCACGGCCCCAAGGCCCAGGAGAACUCUGUGGGCUCCUCGCCAUGCUCGGCCAUGUCCGCAGCGAGCCCCUCCCCGAAAUCUGUGGAGCAGACGGCCCCCAACAGCGUGGGCAGCCUAAAGAGCCCCCCUGCGGUUCCAGGGCCUACAGUGAACGGCAGAGGCCUGGAGGACUCUCAGAGCCCCCUGCAAACGGACCUGGCUGCGCUCGGCCCAAAACCCGUCGCUCCACUUGCACCCUCGUCCUCCGUGUCCAUCCACCCCAGUUCCGCGGAUGUGCUCAGGGCAUGCAGAAACCUGGGCAAGAACGGUCUGUCAACCAGUAGCAUCUUGUUGGACAAGUGCCCCCCUCCUCGACCGCCGCCGCCACCCUCCCCCCCUCUGCCAAAGGACAAACUGAACCCUCCCACCCCCAGUAUUUAUCUGGAGAAUAAGAGGGACGCAUUCUUUCCGCCUUUGCACCAGUUCUGCACGAACCCGUCAAACCCAGUGGCAGUGAUCCGCGGCCUGGCGGGGGCGCUCAAACUGGACCUGGGCCUGUUCUCCACUAAGACUCUGGUGGAGGCGAACCCGGACCACCAGGUGGAGGUACGCACGCAGCUCCUGCAGCCCACUGAUGAGAACUGGGACGCCACGGGGACGCGGAAGACGUGGCGGUGUGAGAGCAGCCGCUCGCACACCACCAUUGCCAAGUAUGCGCAGUACCAGGCCUCGUCCUUCCAGGAGUCCCUGCGGGAGGAGAAUGAGAGGAAAGGGCAGAAGGACCAUUCGGACAUGGAGACGGCGUCAGAGAGCUUGGGAAAACGGCGAAAAGGUCCCUUGAAAUACGUCAGAUUUGGGACGAACGUCGACCUGUCCGACGAAAGGAAGUGGAAGCUGCAGCUGCAGGAGCUGAGCAAGCUGCCGGCGUUUGCGCGUGUUGUCUCCGCCGGUAACCUGCUGAGCCAUGUGGGCCACACAAUCCUGGGCAUGAACACUGUGCAGCUUCACAUGAAGGUGCCUGGCAGCAGAACGCCAGGUCACCAGGAAAACAACAACUUCUGUGCGGUGAACAUCAACAUCGGACCAGGGGACUGCGAGUGGUUCGCCGUGCCGGAGCCGUACUGGGGUGUCAUGAACGACUUCUGCGAAAAGAACAACAUCAACUUCCUGAAGGGCUCCUGGUGGCCCAACCUGGAGGACCUGUACGAGGCCAACGUGCCCGUGUACCGCUUCAUCCAGCGCCCGGGGGACCUGGUGUGGAUCAACGCGGGCACCGUGCACUGGGUGCAGGCCAUCGGGUGGUGCAACAACAUCGCUUGGAACGUGGGCCCGCUCACAGCAUAUCAGUACAAGCUGGCUGUGGAGCGCUAUGAGUGGAACAAACUGCAGAAUGUGAAGUCGGCUGUCCCCAUGAUCCACCUGUCGUGGAACAUGGCCAGGAACAUCAAAGUAUCCGACCACAAGCUCUUUGAAAUGAUCAAGUACUGCUUGUUGCGCACCUUGAAGCAGUGUCAGGCCCUGCGGGAGGCCCUUGUCUCUGCGGGGAAGGAGCCCGUGUGGCACAGCCGCAGCCGGGACGAGCCGGCGCACUACUGCAGCAUCUGCGAGGUCGAGGUGUUCAACCUGUUAUCGGUGAUGCGCGAGAGCAGCUCCCAGAAGGCCUGCGUGGUGCACUGCCAGGACUGCGCGCGCAAAGCCAGCGCCGAGCCCAACAGCUUCGUGGUGCUGGAGCAGUACAGAAUGGAGGAUCUGAUGCAGGUCUACGACCAGUUCACACUAGCUCCACCUUUGCCGUCUUCGUCUUGACGUCCGUCGCCUGUCACUUGGUGGACUGCUCGCGAUAACCGCGCGAACCCCGUUUCUGAUAUUCAGGAAGCGACCGUGCCGUGCCGCGCCGGUCUCUGUAGCUACCCCCCCCGCCCCCUAAGGCUGCUGCCCGAAAGCUGUGUGUCUAUGCAACCUGCCCAGUGCGGAGUGUCCACCUGUGGGUCGGGAGGGGCUGCAGGACCCCCACCCGACCCCCUGGGACCGUCAACAGCUGCUUCAGCUGUAAUUAUAUAUAAAAUUAUAAAGUAAAAAAAAAACUUUUGUAUAUAUCGUCAUCGGUGACGACUGGCAACAGUACACAAAGACUACUGAGUGGACCCUCGUCCCGUUUUGUACUCUUGUUUAUGGGCCGAAACCGGACCUCUGCUCAUCAAAGUUCUCACCCCCAAUGAGUACUAGCUUAGCUGGUCUUUUGUAUAGUAGAUAGAAAUUUUAAGUCUCUUUGGGCAACAAAACAAUGAAAAAAAAAUCCCAAAAAAAAAAAAAUUUGUAAUGUGAAGAGUUAGGUGAUAUAAUUUUUUAUGGCUUUUAUGUUUAACGUCUUGUUUUGAAAACAUGUUGAUAAUUCUUUUUUGGUUUAUUAGUUAUAUAAAAUAAGAGGAAAGAAAUAACAGCCAAGUCACAAAGAAAAUGGGUUGCACAUAGACUAAGAAUUAAACAUUAAUCUGUGAUUUUUUUUUUUUUUUUUGUUUCUAAUCUUGAUGUAAAUUUACACUAUUUAUAAAUACAUAUUUAUUGCUUGAUAAUAUUUGUGGAUGGAAUGCUGUUAUUUUUUUUCCCCCAGAGUACCUGCCAUUAAAUUUUAAGGAGUUUUGUCAUUU
Scleropages formosus (Asian bonytongue) is the source of this 5479-nucleotide messenger RNA. It is a transcript of the gene kdm6a, whose product is annotated as lysine (K)-specific demethylase 6A. Gene Ontology annotation, biological process: heart development; regulation of gene expression. Gene Ontology annotation, molecular function: chromatin DNA binding; histone H3K27me2/H3K27me3 demethylase activity; RNA polymerase II cis-regulatory region sequence-specific DNA binding. The record is from RefSeq and is a predicted model, not a curated record. Gene Ontology annotation, cellular component: MLL3/4 complex. The transcript has 30 exons. NCBI's taxonomy places the organism in Eukaryota, Metazoa, Chordata, Actinopteri, Osteoglossiformes, Osteoglossidae. The coding region runs from base 378 to 4637 and encodes 1419 amino acids.